AUGAGUGUGUACUUGAAGCGCAAAUUCUUCAAAAAGCAUAGAGGCUCGUCGAGCUACUUUUCGGACUUUUCCUUUGAUAGUUAUAAAAAAGGGAACAACUCAAGUGAAAAUAUAAAUUGCCUAAGUGACAGUGAGCACAUAUUAUGUGUAAGACGUCCCGGCAGGAGGAGAAUAAGGCAUAUCGCUGCUCCCUUUGAGAUGGUAGAAAGAGAAGACGGAUAUAAUUUUCUGAACGGGUCAGGUAAAACAAAGGCAUGUGUUUACGGAAAAUCCCAAAAGAGAAAGAAAAAAAAAAGAAAAAAAAAAGUACGAAACGAAGCAAAACGAAGGGAAUACAAUUGGGGAAAUAAUUUAUUUAACAAAAGAUACAUGAAGGGGAAAAUCUUUACUAUAUUCAGUUACGACUAUAUAGAAGUGCUCAAAAGAGUUCGGAUAAUGAAAAGGAAUAACAUGAUUAACAGUGAUAGGGUUAGAAGCGAGGAAAAAGUUUUGAACAGGCAAGGAAGUAGGACGAAGAAGAGAAAACGAAAUAGUGCACAAUGUAACAAUAUGGAUAGUGUGGUCAGUGUGGUCAAUCUGGACAAUCAGGACGAUGUGCACAUCGAGGAGAAGGAGAAACUUGAUAUAUGGAGAAAAAUUGAAGCCGAGGAAAUAUCAUUGUGCAGUCCUUUACUAAUGAAUGUACAAAGUGAGUAUACAUUGUGUUCAAAAAAAUAUAAAAAGAUAAGCAUUGUUUAUGUAAAGGAAUAUAGUGAAAGAAAAAAUAAAUAUAUAUUAAAGAGAAAAAUUAAAAAGAUCUAUAAAUGCCCCAAAGAAACUGUAUUUAACCCAUUCUUCAAUAGUUAUAUACGUUUUGAAAAUGUAAUAAAGCUAGAAAAAGAAUUAACACAACAUUUAGUUCAUCAAAAUAUAAUUAGUUUAGAAUCAUAUUACUACUAUGAAAACCAAAUUGUUACUUUAUACAAGUUCGGAGGUGUUUCACUUAUGAAAUGGAAUAAACAAAAGAGAGUUUUCCAGCUCGAAGAUAUGCUUAUAAAGACAUGUGUAAUAAAUACAAGGAACAGAAAGGAGCUUGGAUUUGUUAGAAACGAUAUUUUGACUUCAAUGCACACCGAUUGUUUUAAUACCACCGAGGGAAAUGAGGAGAGGAAAGAAGAGUGGAAUGAAGAGGAGAAAGAUGAGUGGAGUGAAGAAAAGAAAAACGAGUGGAAGGAGGAGAAGAAAGACGAGUGGAAGGAGGAGAAGAAAGACGAGUGGAAGGAGGAGAAGAACGACGAGUACAAAAACGAUAGAAAAUAUCUCCCCUCCGUUAACUGUGAAGAAGAGUGUACAGGUAACACUGCGAAUACCCCUAAAGUUAAGGGUGUUAAUUUGCAUAGUAACAAAACUUACUAUUUAGAUAGGGGCGUAAAGGAAGUAGUAGCGGAUGAAGGGACAGACACAGAGGAUAAGCUAGAAGGUUUGAAUAAAUGGCGUGAUGAAUGGCCGAUUGUACGGAGGGAUAAGCGGCGCAAAAAAGGGAAGCGUAUGCAUGUGUACCCAGAGUACCUGAUAGCCGAAAUUUUAAGGCAGUUACUAAAGGUAUGUCUUUUUCUAUACGAACAUAGGAUAUACCAUAGUGAUAUCAAACCAUCUAACAUUGUAGUUAAAAAUGUAAAGAAGGAGAACUUGAAUACAAUUUGUUAUAGUAAUAAAAAGAAUAAGUGGAGUAUAAAAAAAUUUGGAAAAAUUAUGAACAGAAAUUUUCUUAUCAAAUUAAUUGAUUUUGAAUAUUCCCAAAAAGUGUAUAAUGAGAAAGCAAAUAUAGGAGGGACUACUUCACUUUUCAAACCAUUAGAAGAUUUUAAAAAAAAUAAAAUAAAUGUGUGUUCUAAGUUGGUAUGGAUUAUCGGAAUAACACUUUUUAUCUUAUCAACAGGUACACAUCCUUUUUGUAAUGUCAAUAACGAUGUGCAUAUUUUUUUUAUAAUUAAAAGUAAAAAAUUUAAUAUACGUAAACGGUUCAAACGGUAUAGCUAUUUCUCUGACUCGUUUAAAGAUUUACUUGAAAGAAUGUUAAGGGUACAGGUUAAUAAAAGGAUAUCAUUCUUUGAUAUAUUCAUUCACCCAUUUGUGUUAUUUGGUUAG
Plasmodium malariae is the source of this 2127-nucleotide messenger RNA. Its product is annotated as serine/threonine protein kinase, putative. Gene Ontology annotation, molecular function: protein serine/threonine kinase activity; ATP binding. Gene Ontology annotation, cellular component: nucleus; cytoplasm. The coding region runs from base 1 to 2127 and encodes 708 amino acids. The transcript has a single exon. The record is from RefSeq and is a predicted model, not a curated record. Lineage: Eukaryota; Apicomplexa; Aconoidasida; Haemosporida; Plasmodiidae. Gene Ontology annotation, biological process: protein phosphorylation; mitotic DNA damage checkpoint signaling.